Molecule: messenger RNA, 1725 nt
Organism: Penicillium cosmopolitanum
Lineage: Eukaryota; Fungi; Ascomycota; Eurotiomycetes; Eurotiales; Aspergillaceae
Product: Major facilitator superfamily domain general substrate transporter
Exons: 2
Coding region: 1-1725 (574 amino acids)
Biological process (GO): carbohydrate transport; transmembrane transport
Cellular component (GO): membrane
Molecular function (GO): carbohydrate:proton symporter activity
Source: RefSeq, a predicted model, not a curated record
AUGGGCGACGUGAGUCCAAAUGUGUCUCCAAUCUUGGCUCCAAUUGAGCCCUCGGCCCAAAACAAUUCCGGUGAUCAGCCGACCGUUGCCUAUUCACAGGCACAAAUCAGGGAGGCUACGCAGCGCGAGCACGACAUGUCCAUUUCCACUGCAUUCCGACUUUAUUCAAAAGCAGUCUCAUGGUCUAUUGUUCUCUCAACAGCGGUGAUCAUGGAAGGAUAUGACCUUCUCCUAAUAUUCUCAUUCUUCGCAUUCGAGCCCUGGACGAAGAAAUACGGCAAAUUGCAGCCUGAUGGAACUUACGCAUUAUCCGCAGCCUGGCAAUCCGGCCUUAACAACGGAGCAUCCGUCGGCGAAAUAAUCGGCCUGCUAUUGAACGGAUUCGUGGCGGAAAGAUUCGGAUACCGAAAAACCAUGAUCGGCGCCCUAUUCCUGACAAUCCUCUUCAUUUUCAUCCCAUUUUUCGCGCCAAAUAUCGAGGUGCUCCAAGUUGGGUUGAUUUUGAUGGGCAUUCCUGGGAUUCUUCCGGUCUCGUAUGCGUCUGAAGUUUGUCCCGUGGCUCUUCGAGGCCAUCUUACAGCUUACAUUAAUCUUUGCUGGGUCAUCGGUCAGCUUAUUUCCUCCGGUGUUCUACGAUCACUGCUUCACCGGACUGAUCAGUGGUCUUAUCGUAUCCCUUACGCUCUACAGUGGAUGUGGCCAGUUCCGCUGAUCGUGGCAAUCGCAUUUGCGCCCGAAUCCCCGUGGUGGUAUAUUCGACGCGGCGAUAAGAAAGGGGCCAAGUCUGCUCUUCGAUCACUCACAGCCCGGAAGACAGAUGAUGCUGUCGAUCUAGACGCUGCCGUUGAAGUCAUGGUCUACACCAAUCAACUCGAGCAAAAAGUGGUCAAAGGUGCAAGCUAUAUCGACUGUUUCAAAGGCCAUAAUCUUCGCCGAACAGAGAUCUGCUGCUUCACUUCAAUUACCUCGAUAAUAUCCGGGACAACGCUGAUGGGAAACUCAACAUACUUCUUUGAGCAGGCCGGCAUGGACCCAUCAAACGCAUUUGAUCUCACCAUGGCCCAAUACGCGGUCGGAAUCGUCGGAAUCGUCUUCGCCUGGUUAAUCAUGGCACGUUUUGGCCGCAGACAACAAUACCUCUCGGGACUCUUUCUGCAAUUCAUUUUCCUGAUCGGCAUCGGUAUAACUGGCGUUGUCGAUCGUGGGAAUAAAAAUAUGUCCUGGGCGACGGGAGCCCUUCUUAUCGCCUUUUCGCUCGUCUACCAGUCGAGCGUCGGGCCUCUUUGCUACUCGAUCAUUUCCGAGAUGUCAUCUGUCCGACUCCGCGCUAAGACAACCAGCUUAGCCUGGAAUGUCUAUAAUAUUUUCAAAAUCAUCAACGGCGUUCUAACACCCUACAUGAUUAACCCGACGGCAUGGAACUGGCAAGCGAAAGCAGGCUUUUUCUGGGGCGGUCUUUGCCUACUUUCCUUCGUCUGGGCAUUCUUCCGACUGCCUGAAACAAGGUAUAGAACGUAUGCUGAGCUGGACAUCUUGUUUGAACGGAAAGUGGGCGCCCGGAAGUUCGCGAUCACCUCAGUCGACCUUUUUUCUCAGAAGAUAGAUGAGGCGUCGCAAGAGGAACUCCGAGGAGCGGGCGGAAAGUCUAAUGCAGCGAGCCAUGUUUUGCAAAGUGAUAUGAGGGGAGAGGAUGGGCUGGUCAGAAUCGCCGAGUCGGUUAAAUAA